AUGUGUGAGCGCAGUCUCUACAGAGCCGGCUACGUGGGCUCGCUUCUCAAUCUGCAGGCAUCCGACUCCUUCUACUUCUCCAACCUGCGGCCUAAUGGCGGCCAGCUGGCUGCGCUGCCCCCCAUCUCGUACCCUCGCGGGGCGCUGCCCUGGGCUGCUGCGCCUGCCUCAUGCGCCCCCGCGCAGCCUGGAGGUGCCGCUGCCUUCAGUGGCUUCUCACAGCCCUAUUUGGCUGGUUCUGGGCCCCUUGGCCUGCAGCCCCCAGGCUCCAAGGACGGACCUGAAGAACAGGCCAAAUUCUAUACAUCUGAUGCGGUCACUGGGACUGAGGAGCGCGGCCGCCCACGGCCGCCCUUCGUCCCCGAGUCUAGCCUGGCCGCUGGGGCCGCUGGCCUCAAAGCCGCCAAGUACGACUACGCUGGUGUGAGCCGCGCAGCUGUGGGCUCUGCUACCUUGCUCGAGGGGGUCCCCUGCGCCGCCGCCAGUUUCAAGGAUGACGCCAAGGGCCGGCUCAACUUGAACAUGACAAUGCAGGCGGCUGGUGUUGCCUCUUGCCUGAGACCUUCACUGUCCGACGGCCUGCCGUGGGGGGCGGCCCCGGGGAGGGCCCGCAAGAAGCGGAAACCCUACACGAAGCAGCAGAUUGCUGAGCUGGAGAACGAAUUCCUCCUCAACGAAUUCAUCAAUCGGCAGAAGCGCAAGGAGUUGUCCAACAGGCUGAACCUCAGCGACCAGCAGGUCAAAAUCUGGUUCCAGAACCGGCGCAUGAAGAAGAAGCGCGUGGUGCUGCGUGAGCAGGCCCUGGCGCUCUACUAG
Elephantulus edwardii (Cape elephant shrew) is the source of this 816-nucleotide messenger RNA. It is a transcript of the gene HOXD12, whose product is annotated as homeobox D12. Bases 1 to 816 code for a protein of 271 amino acids. Gene Ontology annotation, molecular function: DNA-binding transcription factor activity, RNA polymerase II-specific; sequence-specific double-stranded DNA binding. The transcript has 2 exons. The record is from RefSeq and is a predicted model, not a curated record. NCBI's taxonomy places the organism in Eukaryota, Metazoa, Chordata, Mammalia, Macroscelidea, Macroscelididae. Gene Ontology annotation, biological process: regulation of DNA-templated transcription.